Molecule: messenger RNA, 891 nt
Organism: Dibothriocephalus latus
Lineage: Eukaryota; Metazoa; Platyhelminthes; Cestoda; Diphyllobothriidea; Diphyllobothriidae
Source: the annotation of a GenBank genome assembly
AUGGCUGAUGACACGACAAGUGAUGUGGAAUAUCAGUUACCAUCCGCAACUGCUCGACUGGUUAUGAGAAGCUCGGCUGAACUUGGAAUCAACCUAACAAUAUACCAGGGUCGAGGGGAGUUCGUUAGCCGCUACAGUCGAGGCGAGAAGCUUGGUGGAGGUGGCUUUGGCAGUGUCUUUCGCGGUAGUCGACUGGAAGACGCCUGUGAUGUGGUCAUCAAAGAAGUGAACACAAACAAGGUCCCCUGCUGGUGUGCUAAGUUCAUCGGCUUUGUUCCUGCGCCUAACUCAGCCCACACCCUAUUCUUCUUCCUCUUCCAGCUCGACGGUGUUCUUGUUCCCAUCGAGGUCGUCCUCCUGCAGAUGUGCCAACACCUUCACGGUGUUGUGCGGAUGAUGGAUGUAUUUAACUUGGGCGACACCUGGGUCAUUGUGAUGAACGGCAUCAGCAACUCUGUCUGCGAUAUGUUCGACUACAUUUGCGAGCGUGGCACACUGGCAGAACCCGAGGCGGCCUUCUUCCUGUACCAACUCAUUGGAAUUCUUUUUCAAUGUCACAAAGCGGGUGUUUUGCACCGCGAUAUCAAGGACGAAAAUCUCCUGAUUGACCGCAGCACAAAUGAGCUGACGCUUAUUGAUUUUGGCUCGGGAGCUUUCCUGCAUAACGACCUCUAUACAGACUUUGAUGGAACACGUGUCUACUGUCCUCCUGAGUGGAUUAUUCACAGUCAGUACUACGGUAAGCCGGCUGAAGUCUGGUCAAUCGGCGUCCUCCUCUAUGACAUGCUUUGCGGCGAUGUGCCAUUCAUUAACGACAAGGGCAUUAUCAGUGGACGUCUCAAAUAUCGUCGAGAGGGACUUUCUGAGGAAGCCAAACACCUAAUUGGGUGA